GUGGUGUUCCUACUGAUGACGAGCAGGCAACUGGACUGGAGAGGGAGGUCAUGAUGGCUGCACGGAAGGGACUGGACCCAUACAAUUUACUACCCCCAAAGGCAGCUUCAGGCACCAGGGAAGAUCCUAAUUUAGUUCCUUCCAUUACCAACAAGAGAAUAGUGGGCUGCAUCUGUGAAGAGGACAACAGUGCUGUCAUCUGGUUCUGGCUGCACAAAGGCGAGACCCAGCGAUGCCCUAACUGUGGAACCCAUUACAAGCUGGUGCCCCACCAGUUGGCCCACUGAGCCCCUCAAAAUGUGUUGUAAAGUUUAUUUCCAAUAAAGACUAGCCAUCGCAAUGGCUCUUCCUCCUGUA
Molecule: messenger RNA, 357 nt
Organism: Tupaia belangeri chinensis (Chinese tree shrew)
Lineage: Eukaryota; Metazoa; Chordata; Mammalia; Scandentia; Tupaiidae
Gene: COX5B
Product: cytochrome c oxidase subunit 5B
Biological process (GO): mitochondrial electron transport, cytochrome c to oxygen
Cellular component (GO): respiratory chain complex IV; mitochondrial envelope
Source: RefSeq, a predicted model, not a curated record